Laetiporus sulphureus 93-53 is the source of this 944-nucleotide messenger RNA. RefSeq lists its product as uncharacterized. The transcript has 4 exons. The record is from RefSeq and is a predicted model, not a curated record. The coding region runs from base 117 to 797 and encodes 226 amino acids. Lineage: Eukaryota; Fungi; Basidiomycota; Agaricomycetes; Polyporales; Laetiporaceae.
GUCUGCGACGACGACUCGGAGGUAUUCAUCUUCGAGGUCGACGUGACGGGUCAGACUACAUUCAGCGCGUGCACCAUAGUCUCGGACGAUAAUUCGGCUAUCGCCUUCACGCUAACAUGCGCGUCUGUGUCCACCUUCACCGCGCCAAAGACCGUGCCCCUGAUGACGCUCCACCAGUAGCUUCCGUCCCGGACGAGUGCAACACAGUACUCUCCGCGCCCCUCACCCCGAACCUUCCAACCAGGAGGGCGACGCAUGCCUCACGUGUUGCUCGGCGCGGCCGUCACGCCUACAAGACAUUCAUUCGGAUCGCGAAGUCGCGGGUCACACUCCUCUCUACCCCACUCACUCACCCGCCACUGUCUGCUCGACAUCGUGCGCAGUCUAUCGGCAUCGCCCGAUACGAGCAUCGCUCUUUCGGUCUUCCUUUCCGAUGUAGGGCACCAUGGGGAAGUCCAGCAAGCCGCUCUCAGGGUCUCUUUUCUUUGCUUUCGUCCAUCAAGCUUCUGCAGGGCCUUGAUCGUAUUCAAUCGUCCCUAGUUGUCGAUAUCGCCCCUUCUCGAUUUCUCUGCCUCGGUCACACUGUACCCUUCCGCCAUAACAUCUUCGAAUUGUAUCUCCCAGUGGAUUGCCCUCGCCUCUUCCUCUGCUCUCGCAUCGUUCGUGUGGGACGCUCUCCUUAUGAUGCGGUCUUGGAUCACGAUAUCGUGUCGCACCGGUCAUGGCCGACAGUUGCUCGAGCUUCGGAGCUCGCCGUCUGCAACGACAGGAGAUUGAACGAAGGGAGUGAUUCCUAGGUCAUCGCGGUAAUUUGGUAGCACUGUCGUCGUGAAGUGUGCUGGCCCGAGUCGAUCGACGGACUGUGCGUCCUUUCGUUGAUUCUGCUGUCCUAAGGUCCGCUUCACUUGAGCUUCAUCCGGACAUCGCACGAAACGACGGGAAGG